This is a messenger RNA of Ectocarpus sp. CCAP 1310/34, 654 nucleotides long. NCBI's taxonomy places the organism in Eukaryota, Phaeophyceae, Ectocarpales, Ectocarpaceae. The record is from the annotation of a GenBank genome assembly.
AUGUUCAGCGCAGGCGUGGAGGUGGCCUGCCUCCUGGCGGAUGUGGCAUUGCUGGAAAUGGACGCCGUCUGUGCAGAAUUCUUCCAGGCCGAUUGGUAUGCCGACGACGAGAACGUCGUUAUGCACAAGGCGUGCAAACUGUUAAACGUCGGCAUCACCCGUCUCGAGAGCCAGAUAGUAAAGGAACCCUUCUUUGACCACAUCAUUGGUGCAGCGACGGAAAAGAUCGCCUUCCGAUACCUGGCCGGUCUGGUGCAUCGGUGCAAAGAUCACCAAUCCGGCGGAAAGAUGAUAACGGAAGAGGAGCUGGAGCGGAUGCAGAGCGACGUGGAGAUGAUGCAAAGCUUUGUCGCCAAGUACGGGCAAGCAGGCGUAACGAGCGUCUUGCACUUGAAGGAGGCAAUUGUUUUCUUGACGGAGAAGCCAGAAAUUAUCCAGCAGGUCGUCUUCGUUGACAUCCUCAAGAGGCACGAGGGAAAGGAAGAACACGUGAUGAGCAUGCUCAAGACGCUUACGGCCGUCCGGGACGAUCUACGCAACUUUUUCGUUCCCGCUUGGCUCAACAAGCCGUCGCUGAAUAAACUUGCGGACCGUGAACAAACUCUGCUGGCGGGGGCAAUAAUUGUUACUUUAGCAUCUACGUUUGACAGCUAA